CAUAUACUCGGGGACAGUUGCUGGUGCCCGAGAGGCUUUCUUCAAUAAUAUUCCCUCUGUUUCUUUUUCAUAUGACUGGGUUGGUGGGAAGAGCAAUGUUAAUGACUUUACACUAGCUGCUGAGGCUUGCAUACCCAUAAUUACUGCAAUAAUGGCUGAAGUUGGGAAUAGAACUUAUCCAAUAAAUUGUUUUUUGAAUGUAGACGUUCCAACAGAUGUUCUGAAUCACAAGGGUUAUCGGCUUACUAAGCAAGGAAAAAGUUUCGUCAAAUUGGGAUGGAAACAAAUUACCUCUGAAACACAAGGUGGGAAAAUGCUAUCAACAAUGACUAUGGAUCAGAAUUCAACAACAAGUGUAGAACCAAGUGAUUUGAGCACACAAAAUGAUAGUCUUAUAUUCCAAAGAGAAGUCAGGGAAGCACAGAUUGAUACUGAUGAUGCAGACUACUAUUAUCUUCAACAAGGAUAUAUAACUGUAACCCCUCUUGGCGCUUUAUCUAAUGCUGAAAUAGAUGGGGUGGAGUUCUUCAAAGAAUGGUUGCCUAGUGUGAGCGAAUCAUCUUUUUCUAAAAUGUGAUGUUUAAGUUAGCUGCGAGUACGAAAACCAAUUAUCCAGGACAUAAUGAUAUCAAAGGAACUGGAAAAUAGCCUUGAUUAUGUUUUUUUAAAUUCUUAGGGUCAUAUGAUUGAAUAUUCGAUCUGUAGUAUAUUAUUGAGAUACAUUGAGCUUGAAUUUCCUUGUAUGUAUAAAAUUGACAUUAUGGUUCUUUGGGAUUUGCUGUAAGAUAUAAUGCAGCGAAAACAUGUUAUAUACUCCCUCCAUCUCUAAAUUAUUGGCCAGUUUCACUG
Molecule: messenger RNA, 849 nt
Organism: Cuscuta epithymum
Lineage: Eukaryota; Viridiplantae; Streptophyta; Magnoliopsida; Solanales; Convolvulaceae
Source: the annotation of a GenBank genome assembly